GAAAUGAAACCUUCUGAGGUACCUGUUUUGUUUUAUUUUGGAUUACGAGCGUCAGGAGAUCAGGUUCAGCAGCACUAAGAGACACCGAGGCUGAAUGCAGCACAUCACCACCAGGCGGAAAGAUUGAGCCUUGACUUCCUCUGACCUCCAGGCAUCUGUUAAACAUUGAAAGAUCUUUUUUUUUAAACAUAGAAACAAAACGUCCCAGUCAAAGAGCCUGGCGUUUGUCUAUAUCAGAUAUCUCACCAGAGAGACAUCUGGAUAGUUUUUUCCCCCCUUGGGUUGCUUGUUAGCUUUGCCAUUGGAGUCAUGGAUAAUACAUGGUUGCGGUGGCUGUGGUACCACAGAAACUACUUCAUCAUAGUCAUCACUCCGCUGGUGUUCCUGCCCCUGCCCCUCAGAUACCCUUCAUCGGAGGCGAGAUGUGGUUAUGCUAUCAUCCUCAUGGCUCUGUACUGGUGUACAGAGUGUAUGCCUCUGGCUGUGACUGCUCUGCUGCCAGUCGUCCUCUUUCCUAUGAUGGGCAUCAUGAGCGCUGGGGAGGUCAGUAUCGAAUACCUGAAAGACUCUAACAUGCUGUUCAUCGGUGGCCUGUUGGUGGCCAUUGCAGUGGAGCACUGGAACCUCCAUAAACGCAUCGCUCUGCGAGUUUUGCUGCUGGUUGGUGUUCGUCCAUCCCUGUUAAUGAUGGGCUUCAUGAUCGUCUCGUCCUUCCUCUCCAUGUGGAUCAGUAACACGGCCACCACAGCCAUGAUGCUGCCCAUCGCCCAAGCCGUGCUGCAGCAGCUGAAAGACACCGAGGCCCAGGCGGAUGAACGAGAGUUCCAGGCUGCAGCUGAGGACAACCACGCGUUUGAGCUUGAGAUGAGACAAAGUAAGCAGGACAUAACCAACGAGAAACACACCAAGGCUCAGCCAGAGGAAACAGUGUUUGAAAAUGACUGGACUCCACAGUCAAUGCAGGAAGCCAGGAGACAAGCAAUGGAGGCCAAGUACAACCUCCUGACCAAAGGGAUGAGUCUGAGCGUUUGUUACUCCGCCAGCAUCGGAGGCACGGCCACACUCACCGGCACAACCCCAAACCUCAUCCUCAAGGGUCAAAUUGACGAGCUUUUCCCUACAAAUGGUGACGUCAUCAACUUUGCCAGCUGGUUCGGCUUCGCUUUUCCCAACAUGGUGAUCAUGCUGGUGUUGUCCUGGUUCUGGCUUCAGUUCAUGUUCCUGGGCCUCAACCUGAAGCAGUCAUUUGGCUGUGGCAUGAAGUCCAACAGGGACAGAGAGGCGUAUGAGGUGAUGAAGGAGGAGUACAAUAAGUUGGGCAGCAUGAAGUUUGCUGAGGUGGCAGUGCUUGUCAUCUUCGUCCUGCUGGUGCUCCUGUGGUUCACCAGGGAGCCGGGCUUCAUAGACGGCUGGGCAACAGUGCUCUUCAAUAAGGACAAGGCAUUUGUGUCAGAUGGAACUGUGGCUAUCUUAAUGUCGAUGCUCUUCUUCGUCAUCCCCUCCCAGCUGCCCAAGCUCGGAGGCUAUGGUUAUACUGACACAGGUAAAAUGGUGAAGUCUCCCCCCAAUCUGCUGAACUGGCAGGUGGUGCACGAGAGGAUGCCCUGGAACAUCAUCCUGCUGCUGGGAGGAGGAUUCGCUCUGGCUGCUGGCAGUGAGAGAUCAGGUCUGUCCUCUUGGUUGGGAGACAGAUUGUCACCUCUGCAGAAUAUUCCCGCAUUUGCCAUCUCGUUGCUGCUCUGCCUGCUGAUAGCCACAUUCACCGAGUGCUCCAGCAACACAGCCACCACCACCCUGUUCCUGCCCAUUCUGGCCUCAAUGGCCAUAGCUAUAAAGAUACACCCACUGUAUGUGAUGCUGCCCUGCACCAUUGCUGCCUCUCUGGCCUUCAUGCUACCUGUGGCCACACCACCCAACGCCAUCGCCUUCUCCUCUGGAAGCCUCAAAGUCAUUGACAUGGUGAAAGCUGGCUUCAUGUUGAACAUCAUUGGGAUCUUGACCAUCAAUUUAGGCAUCAAUACCUGGGGAUAUGUCAUGUUUGACAUGGGCACCUUCCCUCAAUGGGCCAAUGUUACACACAAAUUUUGAGGGAUAGGAAGGGAGAGAGAGAGAGAGAUGGAGAGAGGGAGUGACAGGAUUGGUUUUCAAAGCCCCUGAAUACUUAAAUACUAAAAAAAUCUUAAGUAUUUCUCAGUUUCAUGAAAGUGUCAUGAAAUAUUAAUGACUAAAUUUUUUUUUUUUUAAAGUGAAUCUAUAUGCAUUUUUUGUCAAGCGGUUAGAAGUCAAAAACUUUCAGAAAUUCAAAAUAAAACACCAUUUAGACGCAGUUGCACUCAGCAGUGGUGUACCACUACCACUUGUUUGCACUCUGAAUCAGUCAUUUUAUGUGAUGGAUUUACAACCAAAACUGAGAUAAACUUGAAGUGUUAUCAGUUUAGAAACUGAUUGUUAAAUACGCUCUCCUGUUAGUGUUCAGCACUUCCUCGUGUCAUUCCAGCGAGAAAUGAGUCAUUUCCUUGUCUACUUUUACCUGAAUGUGAUGUCAUCUGGUUAUCUCUUUUUCAUUUGAAAAUCAUGCAAAGGUUCAUUGUUUGUUUGAGUGAUUAUUUAGAUAUUUAAGCAUGUGAUUAUUCUGAGUGAUAUUGUGUUUACAGAUACCGUGUAAAUGAGCUGAAAUUCAAUUAAUUGCAUCAGUUAAUUUAACUUAUUACUGUGGUCCUUUUGUUGGACCUUAAGUCUGUUUUUUGUUUUAUUUUUUUUUUUUUAUCAGUGUUUUUGUCACACUGUUUUUGCCAUGAGCAAGCAUUAACUUUAUAUUUCUUGUAAUUUGUAAACACCAAAGUGGCAGACUUUAGGUGAUUAUUUGUAUACCUAGAACCUACCUUUCUACCUAGAGUACCUUUCUUAUCUGCAACUCAUCUGGAUGCUAAUGGAGCUACCCUCACAGCAUAUUAGCUUAGCUUAGCAUAAAGAGUGCAAAUGAGGGGAAACAGCUAGCAUGCCAUUGUCCAAAGGUAACAGAAUCUACCCACCAGCAUCUCUAACCUUUUGGUGAGUUUACAAGAGGUUAGAAUAUGCCCUCUGAGCAGCACUAUUUCUUCAGGGCAGACUGGACACUACAGUAAGCCACUAUUGCAGAGUAACCAGAUGAGUUAGCUAGCAGAAGCCAAAAAAAAAAAAGUGAUAGAAACAAAACAUGAGUUAACAGUGCCAUUAUUUUCCACUGCUGGAGACAGCUCUUGGCGAGUAAAGGAAUGAAGUUUGAUGCUAAACUCACAAAGUUUCUUGCUAACAUUGCAAACUUGAAAGCUGUUAAUGCUAAUAUUGGCUAUGUAGCAAUAGCAAAAACUUACCAUAUAGCUCCUUUAAAACACAACUUGCCAUUUUGACACUUGAUACACGUUUUUAUAGUAUAUAGUUUAUCAGUGAGCUUUAGAGGUGCUAGUGGGGUUUUUUUUUAACCUUCAUAUCUGUUUUUCUCAUCUAACUCAAGAAAAGAAAGAAGCAAAAUUCCAAAAAUGGCAGAACUACUUCUUUUAUGAACCCACUCCAGCAUUAUUGGGAUGGUACACAAAGUUGAUGUGACACUGAAAAAUGUCCUUAAGCAUUGAGGAAGGUAAAACACAGAAAGCGCACAAGUCAAUAGCAGGAAGGUGUUACUAAUAUUGUGUACAGUGCACAGAUGAAAAGGUUGGUUGAAGGAUAACUUCGAGAUAAGAGGCUGCCAACAGGAUACGGUCGAGGUCAGUCUAUUUUGAGUUUAUUACAGGUGAAUGUAAUAAACUGAUGAUGCAAUGAGAGACAGAACAUCACAGCAGGGUGAUGUCUUUUUUUUCCACAUUACAUUUUUAUGUACCAGAGCUGUUUGUAUUCUGAAAAUAAAGCAUCAUCAUGUUAACAAA
Molecule: messenger RNA, 3902 nt
Organism: Lates calcarifer (barramundi perch)
Lineage: Eukaryota; Metazoa; Chordata; Actinopteri; Centropomidae
Product: solute carrier family 13 member 2
Exons: 13
Coding region: 310-2088 (592 amino acids)
Biological process (GO): monoatomic anion transmembrane transport
Cellular component (GO): membrane
Molecular function (GO): transmembrane transporter activity
Source: RefSeq, a predicted model, not a curated record